Messenger RNA from Fusarium odoratissimum NRRL 54006, 3495 nucleotides. RefSeq lists its product as uncharacterized. The transcript has a single exon. NCBI's taxonomy places the organism in Eukaryota, Fungi, Ascomycota, Sordariomycetes, Hypocreales, Nectriaceae. The coding region runs from base 200 to 583 and encodes 127 amino acids. The record is from RefSeq and is a predicted model, not a curated record.
UCAUAACUUGAGAGAUCAGUUCCGCGGAGCCCAGGGUUCGAUUCCCUGUACCGGAGAAUGUUUACUUUUUCUUUUUUGCUUUUAUCUACGAUGUUUCGAUCGGUGGAACAUCAUAGGACUGACAGCAUGGCUAUGAGGAAGGUAAGGUAGGCCGGCCUCCCCAACCUGGCUGGAUACGCGGAUAAUGCUGUAGUGCAGGAUGGCUAUUGGUAUAUUGUACACACAAAAGCCGGGCGGGCCGUGUAAAACGCUCCCAGAAAGCAGUAUCAUGGAUGAUCAAGGACAAGGAAAUGCUUGCCAGCUUUACAUCCUACGGAUCUGCUCACCCAUCUUCCUGCGCCUCGAGUGCCAUGGUGAUAUCUCCUCGGUUGUCUCUUUCGACAUUGGCAGACCAAGCUUGACAAGAGUCUCCAGCAACAGAGCUGACCCUUCUCGCCCGUCUUCUCUCCCUAUCCAAAUUGUUGGUGGCACUCACGGAUAUCCCAUUGACAUCCGUCUUUUCCGAGCCCAAGACUACAAGGAUGACACCAACCGAGAUCAUGCCCUCAUGUACGAUAUCAUUCUCCUCGACACCUUCUCGUGAUCAUUGAUGUGGGUUUAACCGUAUCAAAAGUCCUCCGAAUACCUUGGCACAUCCAUCAAUGCCUGACUCGACAAGAACAUUACCCAAAACUCACUCUUUCUAGCCGAGUGUUACUCAAGACCUACCUUGAUGCUGCUUUUGCGUCUGUUUGUCUCACAUUGCCGGAGUAGACAAGUCUACGGACAUAAUAGACCAAAAAAGGAGAAAAGACCGCCUUCGUUCUUGGACGAAUACGUUAGAAUGAAACGCCACAACCUGUCACCUUGCUCGCCUCCGUGUUUUGACGGUUCGACAACAUCACUGGAUGGUUGGCACACUUACACCCUUCUCCAAACUGAUCAACAUCACCAGCCACAAGUUCCCUCACUGCAACACCAACAUUCUCCAACCUUCGCCACAACGUCUCCUCCGCAGUGGAGAGAACACGGCUCGUCACGCGUCCGGCCAGAGGGUCUUUGACCUCACCUCACCGGCCCGUCCCAUUCGUCAGUGCUGAUACGAGGCCGGGCUUAAGACAUGCGCCAGGCAAGAAGGUCAUCCGAAGAGGAGCAAGGUAUGCCAUUGGGUUUUGUCAUGAGAGUGUCAGCAAACGAGGCUCUGGGCGCUGUGCUAGUCAUGAAGCGCAUGACUGGUGCUAUCAUAGACCUUGGAAGAGCCCGUCAGGCGCUCUAGAGUGUCGGAGUUGAUGACAGAAAAGUGCUUUGUCGUGAUUCCAUAAGAAUGGUGUCAUAUCAUGCUUUGAGGGCCGGUAUGGUUUUCACGAGUAACAUUAGAUGAUAGAGUGAAGCAUGGUUGUAGCGAUCCGGUUCCUUCGGGCCCUGCUGUAACCAUCAACGUGAACAGGAAGUUGUGUUGCAAAUGAUGAUUUCUUGCAGAAACUAGACGUAGUGGCCGUUGCGAUCGUCCUCAGGGUCUCUGCAGCAGGGAAUACAGACGAUGAAAUGUCACAACGCCGGAGACUUUUGACCGGACUGUGUACUCCUGUUGCCAAGUUCAUCAGGAUUCAAAACAAUUCAGGCUUGGCGAUACAGACGCAACGCGUCCGAGGGGGCGAUAAACACCAAAGAGUCGUGAUCAUGGUGGGGGAGCAAGACUGAUGACGCCGCCGGGAUUGAGUCGGAUGAUGUGGGGCAGGGAUCAUGAGGCUUCUCAAGAUGCUACUAUGUUGCCCAUGUCAAAGAAGAGUCGAUCUCAUCGAAUGUGAGGGUGUAGUGACCAGGAAUCUCCUGGUCUGAAUGGGAGUGGUUGGGCGAUCGAGAAAGCGAGUGCACGGGGACGGGUGGUGUACAUUGAGUGGGUGUCAUUCUGCUUAGCGCAACACUUGCCGAGCGCUUAUUUCGGAUCAUGAAUGAAAGGCUGUAAGAAGUUGACGUCUCGUGGUGUUGGUGUUUAGCGGUGACUCAAGGAGAGACAAAAGCCAGACAGACAAGGUGAACCCAGCUUUGCGGAGAGAGGGGCGGGAACAAGCAGCGUACAUUAGAACAUUCGACAGGGACGCCACUUAUGCGAUGCGAAAGGCUGAAGGUGCCAAAUCUGGGGGCGCCAGCCAAGCCACCAGAGAGUCAAUAAUCUUUCAGGUGCAACAGCCAAUACAUUUGUCCAAGCCUGUCGUGUAUGAUGGACUUGACCAACUGCACAGAGGCUGUGAGUCUGAAGAUCAAAGAAGAGGCAAAUUUCCAUAUCAUGACCCUGGUCUAAAACGUCAGUGCUUCUCGGCAGUUGAUAACCACGAGAGACAAACAUACGGGGUGUUUCGCGAAACCAAAAGCAUCGAUAGGAUAAAAGAUGGGUGUAGGGGGAAUGCGGGAGGAGCGAAUCAAGAAAGGCGCCUUGAUGAGGAUGCUACAGCAUGUAAGAAAACUUAGGACCUCGAUCAUAAGUGACAGAAAUACUGGAGCAAGUCUCGGAUAAUGAGGACAAACUUGGGAGACUCUUUGACUAGUUAUUUCCGCACCCUCAUUGAAGGUCUCAAGUAUUUGUCCACUCUUUGAGGAGGGUCUUGAUUGUGGUGGUGGUGUUGAUGAUCACCCGCCUGAGACAACCAAGGCUGAUGGCUUGACCAAGGACAUCUCGCCCGGUCGUGGCGCAGUAGAAAGUAGUCUCAAAAGUUGGAGAAGGUUGCUCUCCUUUUCUGAUCAAUAAUCGGGUACAGGUUCCUUGAUUAUAGAGGUCUAGAAACUGAUCCCGAGACAGAUGAAGCUCAAGCUUACUGGUUGAGAUCUGCAAGGUCGAAACUCAAAGAAUCCAAUACAAGGCUGUUCCCAUGCACAAUCACCUGCGAACGCCUGCAAAACAUAAGCAUCCAGAGACGAAUCAGCUAAAUUCAGCACUGUAUAAUCAGAGCUGAAGAGGCAAGGAUGUGUGAUGCGAUGGGGCAGUCAAUUGGUCUGAGUGAACGCAGCUGCCACUGAAGAGCAUGUACGUUGGGCAGACAUAGCCAGCCAUCCUGACCUGCGGAAGCUACCCGUACGACGCAUCUGGAGACUAGUGAUAGCUACCAAGGCCUACAGCAGGGAGGUGCCAUAGUUGCCGGAGAGGAUGCGCGGAGACAGCGGCAUCGCGGGAUAUUUGAACAUAGUGGAGAUGGACAAGGCUCGGGAUGGAACGAAACGAGCCGGAGGAUGAGAAGACAGAAAGAACAAAAAAGGUGCGGCUGUAUCAGGGAGGUGUGGAUAGACCGGAGAUAGCAUACGCGGUGAGUCGGUAAUGAGAGGUCAUGUGGGAAAAGUGGUGAUGAUAAACAACGACACUCCAAGCCUCGCUAGAUCCGGCUUUGCCCGGGCGAUGACGAUAAGUGUAUCAUUCUUUCAAAAUAGCCUGAAUGACACUGAGACAAGCAUAGAACAGAGCAUCUCGGUUAUGCGCGUUGUAUCGUAAACAACGUCAGGCCUCAUCGUGAAUGUCUGAUAAUU